Molecule: messenger RNA, 1347 nt
Organism: Insectozyma verbasci
Lineage: Eukaryota; Fungi; Ascomycota; Pichiomycetes; Serinales; Debaryomycetaceae
Source: the annotation of a GenBank genome assembly
AUGGUUGUAGAUACAACAUAUUAUGAAUUACUACAGAUUAAAAGUGAUGCUACAUCUUUAGAAAUUAAAAAAGCAUACAGAAAACAAGCUAUAAGGUUACAUCCAGAUAAAAAUCCAGAAGACCCUCAAGCUGCUGAAAAAUUUCAAGAAGUUGGUCAAGCAUAUCAAGUUUUAAGUGAUGAAAAAUUAAGAGAAAGAUAUGAUAAAUAUGGUAAAGAACAAAGUAUACCAAGUGAAGGUUUUGAAGAUCCUGCUGAAUUUUUCUCAAUGAUUUUUGGUGGUGAAGCUUUUAAAGAUUGGAUUGGUGAAUUAAGUUUAUUAAGUGAAUUAACAAAAUCUGCUGAAUUAAAUGAAGAAGAAGGGAAUAAAACACAAGAAUCCUCUGAUAAAAAUUUACUUUCCCAUAAAGCUCAUGAUAAAGAUGAUGAUGAAGAACAUCGUAAAGAAAAACUAGAGAAAUUUGAAGAAGAAUGUAGAAUUAAAAAAAUUGAAACUCGUAAAGAAUUAACAGAUAAAUUAAUAAAUAAAUUAUCAUUAUUUACUGAAACAGAUAUGAAAGAUGAUGUAAUUGAUAGUUUUAAAUCAAAAAUAAAUUAUGAAGCUGAAUCUUUAAAAAUGGAAAGUUUUGGUUUGGAAAUUUUACAUACAGUUGGACAAAUUUAUAAAUUAAAACUGAAAAUUUUUUUAAAAAAUCAAACAUUUUUUGGUUGGGGUGGUUUAUGGUGGUCUGUUAAAGAAAAAGGUGGUGUUGUUAAAGAUACUUUUAGAACAGUUUCAGCCGCAUUAGAUGCACAAAAGACAAUGGAAGAAUAUUCUAAAAUGCAACAAGAUAAUGAAUAUCAUGCAAAGAAAGAAGAAGAAGAAAAAAGGAAAGCAGAAGAAGAAGUUACAAAAUUGGAAGAAGAAUUAGAUAAUAUAAAGAAACAACAAAAGGAAAAAGAAGAAGAGAAUAAUGUUGAUAAGAAAGAUGGAAAGGAAAAAGAAGACGAGAAUAACGGUGAUAAGAAAGAUGAAAAGGAAAAAGAACCAGAUAAACAUACAGCUGAAGAUUUAGCAGAUAUGGAAAAGUUUUUGCUCGCAAAAGUAUUGGCUGCAGCAUGGAAUGGUUCAAAAUUUGAAAUUCAAGGGACUGUAAGAAGUGUUUGUGAUGCAAUAUUAGAUGAUAAAGAUGUAACAAUAGAAAAAAGAAUCGCAAGAGCAAGAGCUAUGAGAUUAAUAGGUGAAGUAUUUUCAUCAGUUACAAGAACUGAAGCAGAAGAUGAAGAAGCAAGAAUAUUUGAAGAAUUAGUAGCUGAAGCCAGUAAAAAAAGAGAAAAGAAGAAGAAACCAGAGACAGAAAGUAAAUAG